Messenger RNA from Solenopsis invicta (red fire ant), 1768 nucleotides. RefSeq names its product serpin B3. The coding region runs from base 427 to 1539 and encodes 370 amino acids. The record is from RefSeq and is a predicted model, not a curated record. Gene Ontology annotation, molecular function: serine-type endopeptidase inhibitor activity. NCBI's taxonomy places the organism in Eukaryota, Metazoa, Arthropoda, Insecta, Hymenoptera, Formicidae. The transcript has 5 exons.
ACAUUGUAAUUAUUUUAAUUAUAACCGUAAAACCGUAGUUAUACAGUUUGAAAUGAUAUUAUUAAACGUGAAUACAAAAUCUAAUGCAAUUUAUUUUAAAUGAAUAGCGUACAUGAUAUUCUAAUCUCUUUGCAUAUCAUUAGUCAGCGAUUUUCAUUUUGGAGGUUAACGGUGAUUAGACUCACGUGACAGCUUAACCUUUCACAAACGUCAAAAGAAUUCAACCACGUGGAAUCCACGAGAUCUUGAAAUAAAAAUCCUUCAGAGGGUUUAGCUUAACUGAACUAACGUCGUUGUACUUUGCCGCUAUUUUCAUUGAAGAAUUCUUGCCGAAUCAAUAAUUUUGGUAAUUCGAACUGCAUCAAUCUGAUAAUUACAUCAAAGAAAACAAAUUGGUGGACAUUUUCUACUUGUUCUUUUUUAAAGAUGUUGACGGAAAGUCGUUUUAAAUUCGCUCUCGAAAGCUUGAAGAAAUAUGUGAUGAUGGAGAACGAAAAAGCCUUUCUUUUUAGCCCGGAUCUCAUAUAUCAUAAUCUACUCAUGAUAUACUUUGGAGUUCGAGACGAAAAUUUUCUUAGAGAGAUCCUUCACAUUCCUGAUUACAUCUCUAGAGCCGUCAUCAAACAAUAUUAUGCUUUCGGAGGAAACUUGCAAUUUUUUAGAAUGACUGAACCUGAGGAUCCCUACACGCGGUGUGCAAUUUAUAGCAGAUUUUGGAUUAGUAAAACCAAAAAUAUAAAAAACACGACACACGAAUUAUUUAAUUCUCACCAUCAAGUGAUGGAUUACGUUUUUGCUAUUAAUCCCGAGAGAGGAAGGAAGUUCGUCAAUAACACCAUUACAUGCAUAACAAAACACAAAAUAAAGAACCUAUUACCACCCGAUAGUAUCAAUAGAAAUACUGAAGGAGUUCUAUUUAACGCAUUAUACUGCAAUGGUGAAUUAGACGGCAAUUUUGAGCUUAACAUCACUGACAUCAAAGAUCAUACGUCACAAUAUUUAGGCGCACGUAUCAUUGAGAUACCAGUGAAAAAAAGGAACAUAUCAACGUUUUUCUUAUUCCCACGCUAUUCGGACAAAAAUAAUGUACAAAAAGAUGGGAUUAUCCAAUUGAUGGAACGACUCACGACGGAGGAAACAUCUCUGAAACUUCAUGAAUUUCUGGAUAAUCGAUUGCGAAUUGCUGGAUCACAAAAAAGAUCUCAAAAAAAGCACCCGCUUCCAAUAUUCAAGAUCGAGGAAGAGCUGCGAACGAACGAGCUGUUGGAAAUAUUAGGCAUUCCGGAACUUAUACCACGCGGCACGAUCGAGUUGGUCGAUUUCACCAAAGAGAGCCUGAAGCUUGGUGACAUCGUGCAUCGAAUCAACAUUGAGAUGACGAAGAAGAAUUUCACUGCGUCCGCGAGUAAUGCAUUCUUUACCAACUGCUCUUGUCAAUUCGAGCGGACACACAUUAAUAAGAGUGUAGCCCGUAAUAAAUGUAUCUGUUUAAUCUACAAUAGAUUUCAGCGCAACAUUCUUUUCUGUGGUGUUGUAUAGAAAAGUAAUAGAAGUAAAGUCACAGAUAAAAUACUAUGAAUAAUGAUGGGGAACAUAACUUAACUCCUAAAAUGCUAUUUAUAUUUUUCUUAUUUUAACUACUUUGUGAAUAUUCGAUCAAAUGUAAAUUUAUAUAAUUGUACAUCAAGUAUAUCAACAUACAAAUUUUCUUUCUUGUAAUUUCUGUUCAUAUAUGUAUAGGAAAAUGAAUUUAAAAAAAUAAUAAUUA